AUGGCCAGCAAGGAUGGCGCCGCUCAGAAGCCCACCCUCUCCCCACCCCUGAAACCCACUCCUCACCCAGAGUCCUCAGACUCUAAUGUCACCGUGGCCUUGAUCGAAAUCGGCUCCCUGCCCGCCUUCAGCUGGGGGCCCUUCCCUUCCCAGAAGAGAAGAGGCCAUCAGGUCACAGAUGGGCAGGACACGCAGAGGUUUGAAAGACUCCUGAAGGAAAUUAAAGACGUCCUCAAAGGGAUGGUGAGCUGUGAAGACAAGAUCACAGAUGCCGAGGAAAGCAGGAUUUCCAAGGAUGUGUCAGACCUUAAAGAAAAAAUCCGAGGACUUGACAAGAUGAAUAAAAUGCUGCUGAGAAACCUGCUUGUCACCCUGAAUCCAGAGAAGGGGCAGAAGGCAAUGAGAGCAGGGCUGGCGCUGCAAAUCCAGAGCUCCGACGGCCCUGCACACGGCCCCGGGCGCCCGGAAGAGCAGAGGGCCCCCGGUGAGAAGGCAGAGGAUGCCCCGCUGCGGGCUCCGGAGGAAGCUGCAUGUCUCCGGCGCGGCAUGGAGCAGCUACUCCAGGAGGCCGAGCACUGGAGCCGGCAGCAGACGGAGCUCAGCGAGCUGAUAAGAUCCUGCCAGGUGGCUCAGAAGGACCUAAGGGACACUCUUGACAACAGUGGAGGCGAUGUCCAACGCCAAGCAAACGGGGACGUGGCAGCCAGGCGCGAGCUGGAGGAACAAGCGAGGAAGCUCAGCCGCGACACCUACUCCUUGCAUGUGGUCGCAGCUCUGCUGGAGAACGAAUGCCAAAUCUUACAGCAGAGAGUGGAGAUUCUGCGGGAGUUCCACCUCCACCAGCAGGGGACCCUGCCAGAGAGGCCGAUUCCCAUCAACCCCCAGCACCGGCAGAAGAAUCAGAAGGCAUGGGAGGCAGAGAAAGCUCUGCCCUCUAAGCAGGGGGCGUUUCAGAAGAAAGCCAGAGCCUACAGAAGCCUGGACGUGUGUCUCAGUAAGAAAGCACGGAACAACCGCUUCAACAAUCAUAUUGCAAGGGCUCUUAUGGGAAAAAAGAGACCAGUCAGUAGCCCAAGGUAG
Messenger RNA from Lepus europaeus (European hare), 1080 nucleotides. It is a transcript of the gene SPZ1, whose product is annotated as spermatogenic leucine zipper 1. The coding region runs from base 1 to 1080 and encodes 359 amino acids. Gene Ontology annotation, cellular component: nucleus. Lineage: Eukaryota; Metazoa; Chordata; Mammalia; Lagomorpha; Leporidae. The record is from RefSeq and is a predicted model, not a curated record. Gene Ontology annotation, molecular function: DNA-binding transcription factor activity. The transcript has a single exon.